AUGGGCGGCUUCAUAUACCUUGGACAACCGGAAACCUUUCCAAUCACCGCUCUACAGAUGGCGAAAAAUCCAAUUUUUAAAACUCCCCGAUGUGUGCCCGAGGAUAUCGAGGAAAAAAGCAAGCAAGACUGGCUAGCGAAAACCUUUGCUUCCUUGCAGAUCCUGCAACUGGUCCUCUCCAUCAUUACUCGACACAUUAAAAAACUGCAAUAUUCACAGCUGGAAGUCGUCACUCUGGCAUUUGCCAUUUGCGGCGUGCUGAUAUACUUGACGUACCUCUAUAAGCCCCAGAAGGUUGAGAGGCCGUUUUAUAUCGGAAGGAUGGGUUCGCCAAUAUCUAAUGAUCUGGCAGCAGCGCGGCAGAUCUCCUUGUCGACACCGCCUUUUAAUCAGGUAGCAGUAGUUCCGGACCCCUUGGAAUUCGAGGCAACAUAUGAUAGUCUUUGGGCAAUUGUGCUGGACAAGCAGCGCGGCCCGUCUGGCCGAAAUCUUGACGUACCGCACAGGAUUCCCAACGACAACAUUCCCAUUCACGACGGCGAUUUUCACCCAGCCGUGUACUUUCUGGCGGUCGCCUCAGGCCUUUUUGGAGCUAUACAUGCUAUCGCCUGGAACUCUGAGUUCUCUACCGAAGUGGAAAGACUCCUUUGGCGGAUAUCCACAGUGGUUACUGCCACAAGUCCAUUCGUUGGCUUACUCGGGAAUCCUCUCGCUCAGUUUACAAGAUCAUCAGGUGAUUCACAGUCAUUCAUUUGUAAUCUUUUGAGGCUGCUGCAGGAAUACUUCUGGAAAACGAAUGAUAAGACGCAGGUCAUGGAAGCAAUAGAAAAACUGGAGGAUGCUCUCGCGGACAACCGGCAAGAAACCUACUUGGAAAUUCUAUAUCUCGAGUUGUAUGCGCGCCCCUUUCAUUUCCUAGACGAUUUAGAAAGAUUUCUGGUCGAAACAGAGGCCGACGAAACAGACUUUGGUCCUAAAAAAGAUGAAGCAUUCAUUGAGCAAUUCAAGAAUCUUGCUCUUGUGAUAAAAGACAAGGACAACCCGUCCAAGAGACUAGUCAACGCGGCUCGAGUGGGAAAAUGGCCAAAGGAGUCACUCCUUCCUAAAGGAUUCAACCGGGGACUUAUAUUCCUGACAGCCUUUUUGUACUGCUCUUCACGAGCCCUAUUGCUGGGCAUUUCGGUAUCAUCUCUUCGACUGAUGCCAGAUUCGGUGUAUACACAGUCAGACUGGACCCAGUACCUACCGACCUUUGGCUCGAGUGGUGGCUAA
Molecule: messenger RNA, 1272 nt
Organism: Metarhizium acridum CQMa 102
Lineage: Eukaryota; Fungi; Ascomycota; Sordariomycetes; Hypocreales; Clavicipitaceae
Source: RefSeq, a predicted model, not a curated record